AUGGCGAGGGACAAUGAGAUCAAGGCCGGUCUGGCCUCCGAAGCUCUAUCUGAGCACAUGGAGAAGGUAGACGCUGGUGAUGCAAACGUUCUCGCUGCGAUGGGUUACAAACAAGAACUUCACCGGCAUUAUUCGACAAUACAGGUUUUUGCCAUCGCCUUUAGCAUCAUGGGCCUCUUGCCCUCAAUCGCGUCCACCUUAGCAUUUUCUCUCCCCGGCGGGCCAGCCGCGAUGGUUUGGGCCGAUCUUGGCUCCUCCCUUCCCACAUCGGGCGGUCUGUACUGGUGGACGCACUAUUUUGCAGCAGAGAAGUGGAAGAACCCUCUUUCGUUUUUAGUGGGUUACAGUAACACCCUUGGCCUGAUUGGCGGAGUGUGCUCUAUUAACUCAACGGCCAUUGCGCUGCCCAUUGGAAAGGCAAGGACUGCUGAAGGAAUCAACUCAGGAGCUUAUGUCUUUACGCAUGUGGAGAAUCUUACUGCCUGGCCUACAGGAUGGACAUUCAUGUUAGCGUGGCUUUCCCCUAUCUGGACCAUCGGAGCUUUCGACUCCUGCGUUCAUAUGAGUGAAGAGGCCACCAACGCCGCCAAAGCGGUCCCUUACGGAAUUUUGGGUUCAAUCGGCGGUUGCUGGUCUCUUGGUUUCCUAUCUUUGUGCAUCAUUGCGGCGUGCAUGACUAAGGAUAUUGAAUCGAUUCUGAAUACGCCGUUCGGCCAACCAAUGGCACAGAUUUACCAUGAUGCGUUAGGCAAACACGGUGCUUUGGCUUUCAUGACCAUCCUCGCUGUGGUGCAGUUCUUCAUGGGCUUGAGUAUUCUUAUUUCCGCCUCCCGGCAAACCUGGGCAUUUUCUCGGGACGGAGCGCUGCCAUUCUCCAAUUACUGGAGAGUAGUGAGCAAACGAAUCAGGUGCCAGCCCAUCCGCGCUGUUUGGGGCUGUUGUUUUGCAUCUAUAAUCACUGGACUGUUGUGCUUGAUCAACGCCGCCGCAGCAAAUGCCUUGUUCUCGCUGUGUGUGGCAGGUAAUGACCUGGCCUGGGCCAUUCCCAUCUUCUGUCGGAUUUUCUGGGGCCAGCAGAAAUUUAUACCAGGAGCCUUUUAUACCGGGCGCUUCAGCAAGCCCAUCGCCAUCACCGCCUUGGUUUAUCUCUGCUUCUCGAUUACCCUUUGCAUGUUCCCUACGCUUGGACCUAACCCUUCAGCUAUGGAUAUGAACUAUACCGUUGUUAUUAAUGUUACCCUGUGGGGUUCCGCUCUAGCAUAUUACUUCCUCUUUGCGAAUAAGUGGUACAAGGGGCCAAAGGCUACCCUCGAAGACCCAACGAUGGUGGAAGACUGA
Molecule: messenger RNA, 1338 nt
Organism: Uncinocarpus reesii 1704
Lineage: Eukaryota; Fungi; Ascomycota; Eurotiomycetes; Onygenales; Onygenaceae
Exons: 7
Coding region: 1-1338 (445 amino acids)
Biological process (GO): transmembrane transport
Cellular component (GO): membrane
Molecular function (GO): transmembrane transporter activity
Source: RefSeq, a predicted model, not a curated record